UCUCCGGGCAAAGCUUCGUCGCCGAUGUCGUCUCGCAACUUCCCUCCGUCGUUCUGGAACAGUAAUUACCAGGUUCCGUCGACGUCGUCAGCUUCCUCCUCGCGCCCCCCGAGCCUGGCUGGGCAUCUGACGGGGGCGUCGGCGGCAGAUUUGUACGACCCUUACCACAGCGGCCUCCACUCGCUCCAGGCACCCGCGCCAGAUCCGUGGGCGGCCUACUCUUUAUCCUCGCAGGCUUAUGGGCACCGCAGCGUGGCUCAUGAUGUCUAUCAAGCUGCCAUGUCAUCCGUUCCUUCGUCGUCGAGGCCCUACCAUCAGUAUUCUUCGCUCUCCUUCCAGCCGCAUUUAGCCAGGUUGCCCGGGGUAUCGGCCGUCACUUCACAGAUGCCUAUGGCGAAACCUGACAGUUGGGGCGCCCGCUACCACGAAGCCUUCAGUAAUCCGGAACUGGCGCAUGGCCUCGACACCAAUUAUUCGGCACCUCACUACCCGAACGUCCCAGGACUAGAGACCGGAGUUCCCCAGGAAGGUGCCAAGGAUCUCUACUGGUUCUAGACGAAGGCGCAGACGAAGACGAAGCUCCUCCGCGUCUCCUGCGACGUUGCUGUGUGGCGAGGAAGGUCAAAGGUCGUCUACGCUGACCCAUUCGUCAGUGGGAAGAGCCUGCUGAGUAUUAAUCCAUGUGCCAAGUGAACGAGACAGCUGGGCGUGCGAGACAGUGUGUUUGCCUGACGAAAAUACAGUCGAUCUCGCAGACUAUCGACUAUUGUUAUAGUGUCCAUUAUAUCCUCUGAUAAAUAGGAUUACGAAAGAUAAUGAUGAUACUAAAAAUAGAAAUCACUGAUACGUGUAUUGACAAACAUACUCUGUGAACAAUGUGAUGAAGCAGAGAGUAUAAUCGAUGUCAAUAUAAACAAGGAGGUCGCGUGUGCACAGCGCUGUCGAAAUAGAGACACAAUCACACAACGAAGGUGCUAAUAUGGUGUCAAAAAUAUACAAAAAUAUCACGACAAGUAGACUAUAUAUUUUUGUUGAUCACACACACAAAAAAAAGAAGACAAAUGUACAAACUGGAGUUUUUAUUUCACAUCGCUAAUGCUUUAAUCUAUUUUGUUAGGUUAACUGUACAGUUUGUUGUCAGCUGCGGUAUUCAUAGGAGUACUUUUUAGUUAUGCUGUACAGUCUGUUCUCAGUUGCAGUAUCUAUAGUUGUACAUUUAGUUGUGCUGUUUUGCUACUUUCAUGUGGUCAUGAGGAGGAGAUUCCCAAACGAAAACCAAAUUACAUGUCGUAUGCCAAGGGAUUUUUAUUUUUAUUAUUAUCAUUGUUAUUAUUAUUAUUAUUAUUGUUUCUUUCUUCCUGCUUCUUAUUUUCGUUUUUUUCUCGCUUGAACUGUCUCUUUUUCUUUGUUUUCUUUUGGUUCUUUUUUUUUAUUAUCUUUUCAUUAUAUUUUUUGUUUUAUGAUCAGGGUAAACCAUCAGGUGAAUUAAUAGAAAAUACAAUGAAUUUACGUAAUUAAACAGAUUGGCUUUAAUGAUAAAUAAUCACACACACACACACACACACACACGCACACACACACACACACGCACACGCACACACACACACACAGACACACACACACACACACACACACACACACACACACACACACACACACACACACACACACACACACACACACACACACACACAAAUACACACAAAUACACACACACAUACAUAUAUACGAUGAAAACACAAUACAAAAAUAAAUAGUACCAUGAACAUACCCGAAAUGCAAAACAAAACAAAAAACAAUUCAGUCCCUUUCUGGCUCGUUGAUAACAGGCGGAAUCUCCUUCCAUGACUCAUUAAUCUUCAUCAAUUUAAUUUAAUUACGUAGUAGUUUAUGCAACCAAGGACUAUUGACAUAUCAUUUACUAAUUCUGUGGGAAACAAGAGAACUGAUAACGUUUGUAUGUACAUAUGUAGGCUGUUAUCAUAUAUCUGGGGAAUUCUUCUUGUAAACUAAUAUUUAUUGACAUUUUAACACUUCAUUCUUUUUAAGUUAUUUAUUAUGUUAUUUUAAGGUACGUGAAUUCCUAGGGUAUAUGAAUAUCUGUAAUGAUGGAUGUAUAAAGUGUUUUCUUUGACCGGAAUAUCUAUGCAGGAAUGAUAUUCGUUAUAUAUACUACAAAAAAACAAUGUUGUAUGUUGAUGACAAACCAAAUAAAAACCUGUGUUUUGUUUGGGGUCGAGAGGGUAGGGUUACACUGCCCUCCCCCACCCCACCCCCUCCGAAUGCACUCCCAAAAGGGUAAAUUUUUUCCCCAGUGUGUAACCAAGGUACUUCAUUCAUUGCCUCUCGCCUUGGAAUUCAUCAAGUGGCGAAUAAAAAAAGAAGGGCGUAUUUGUGGGCAAAGUUCACAACGUAAGAACAGGUCAGCGGGUCCUGGCUGUUCAGAGUUCAAAGGUACUGUAUUCAAGGUGUAUAGAUUGAGAACGUACCCCCUUUUAUUUACUUAUUUUUAAAAAAUAAUUUGUAUGUUUUUGUUAGAGGUGGUUUGUAGAUUCGGGUUCCUGUUUACAGAUUAUUCUUAAUCAAUUUAUUACGAUCAAUGCAAACAAAGAUAUAUAAUGUUUAAAAUAGUCCUCAUUCUUUCGGUCAAAACACUAAUUGGAUUCAAACAAUGAUACUUCUGUCGUUACUUUUUAAACAAAGAUAAUACACAACUACAAAGUAAUAUUGAAGAUAAAGAGCGUGAUAAGAUAUAUUGUAAUAAUGUUUUUAUAAUAAUGUUAUGUAUAUGCUCAUCUUUUGCAAAUGGAGGCUUGUUUGAAGUAUGUGGUUACUGAAGACAUCACACUGGUGGGUAUGAUAAGUAGUUAUGGGUCUUGCAAUGAAUGAAGACAUCACAUUGAUGGCUUUUAGAUCAUUGCAAGCGUUGCAGAAGUGGAUCUGUGCAGAGUGAGGGUACGGUGUUUAAGCGUUCUGAUGACGUCACGGUUGUUGCAUGUCCGUCUCAGG
Molecule: messenger RNA, 3009 nt
Organism: Penaeus indicus
Lineage: Eukaryota; Metazoa; Arthropoda; Malacostraca; Decapoda; Penaeidae
Gene: vg
Product: protein vestigial-like
Exons: 5
Biological process (GO): regulation of transcription by RNA polymerase II
Cellular component (GO): nucleus
Source: RefSeq, a predicted model, not a curated record